This is a messenger RNA of Coniophora puteana RWD-64-598 SS2, 1062 nucleotides long. RefSeq lists its product as uncharacterized. The coding region runs from base 1 to 1062 and encodes 353 amino acids. The transcript is spliced from 3 exons. The record is from RefSeq and is a predicted model, not a curated record. Lineage: Eukaryota; Fungi; Basidiomycota; Agaricomycetes; Boletales; Coniophoraceae.
AUGGGUCCAUCCUCAGCUGACUAUGCUCGCUUGCCUAGUGCAUCAGAUGAAGACAGUGAGCAGGAUAUAUUCAUCUCAUCCAGCGUUAAAGCUGAGGGACUGACCGCAAGCACAGUCGAGCUCGUGGAACAGCCCUAUCGCAGGACAGAGAAAUUCAAGCGCGUAGAUAAACCGACUCUCUUCCUUGGCCUUGGCGUCGCGGCCUGCUUUCUCCUGACCCUCGUCAACACCAUCUACUUCAUUCGUACUCCCUCCUUUUCACCCAAUCCAUGGAGCACCGCCAACAACUUCGCAGGUGCCUCUCUCCCGCGACCCAACCAGUUCGUCGGACUGGAUAAGGUCGACCGCAAUCGCUCAGGCUUCGUGACACCACCUCCAUUCAUGAAUCGUGUGUCCGUCCUCACGCAAGUGAGCAGCGAGCACCCGGACUAUGUUUAUCCAGAUGGACAGCGGCAGUGGUACUCGUUCCGCGGGACAGUCAGUCCCAGCGACAAGCCAUUCUUGGUCAAUCAGACUGUGGGUGCACUGAACUGUCUCAUACUCUUAUGUACCCCACACCAUGACCAGCACCUUGUGUCGCGAUUUGGUUUCGUCUCAUACACACUCUUACGAGCCGUGUUCGCUCAUUUACCCCCACAGACAUCCACAAUCGCCCAGUUCCGCACUCUCGACUUUGGCAUGGAAAAUUGCGAAGUUGCCGUACGCGUUCUACCGCAGGACAUUCUCGACGCUGAAACUGACCUGCGGCCGGGGUUCAACCGCACCUUCAUCUCCUCACGUCCAAACGAACCCUUGCCGAUCUCGGUAUAUGAGCUGCACAUGGACAAGCCUCUCGACGUGCGGACGCUCUCAUGGCGGACGAAGCCCGAGCGGGGCAAGUUCCUCGGUGUGGAGGCGGAGUUACAGACGAUAAGCUGUCCGCAGGACUCGUUGCAGACAUUUGAGUUCAUAUGUGACGAGCAGCAAGAGGAGGCUUGUUCGUUGGAGUGGUGGCAGGACGAGCACGAGAGCCUAGGUGUCUUCUUGAAGCAGAGCUCGUCGAUACCGGACUGGAGUCCUUAG